This is a messenger RNA of Equus quagga, 1894 nucleotides long. It is a transcript of the gene ATAT1, whose product is annotated as alpha tubulin acetyltransferase 1. NCBI's taxonomy places the organism in Eukaryota, Metazoa, Chordata, Mammalia, Perissodactyla, Equidae. Gene Ontology annotation, biological process: alpha-tubulin acetylation. Gene Ontology annotation, cellular component: microtubule. Bases 384 to 1742 code for a protein of 452 amino acids. Gene Ontology annotation, molecular function: tubulin N-acetyltransferase activity. The record is from RefSeq and is a predicted model, not a curated record. The transcript has 12 exons.
UUGUGCCAUUCUGUCAUGAUUACACUUGUGGCCCCCUGUGCCCGACGCAGUGUUCCCACCAUACCCAGCUGUUCAGUGAGGGGCUAAAGGGCUGGAAUGAGACAACUAGGCCUAGGAAAAAUGCGUUGCUGUGGCAUCUACUGCCAUGGGAGGCGGGGGUAGGGAGAAUGGCGUUGCUAAGGGACAGCUGGUCUAGCAAGAAGAACAGGGUCUCCGGAGUCGGCCGACAGGGCACUGGCGGGUGGCAGGAGCAGGCGGCCCCGUAGGGGCGGGUCCCGGGCCCCUCCGCACGCGCCGGGAAAUAAAGGCUCCGCAGGGCGGGGCGGCGAGGGAGGGGCGGAAGUGACGUCGCGUGGGGCGGGCCCGGCCGCGCACAAUGGGCCAUGGAGUUCCCGUUCGAUGUGGACGCGCUGCUCCCGGAGCGGAUCACGGUGCUGGACCAGCACCUGCGGCCCCCGGCCCGCCGACCCGGAACCACAACGCCGGCCCGUGUUGAUUUGCAGCAGCAAAUUAUGACCAUUGUAGAUGAAUUGGGCAAGGCUUCUGCCAAGGCCCAGCAUCUUCCUGCUCCCAUCACCAGUGCAUCGAGGAUGCAGAGUAACCGCCAUGUUAUGUAUGUGCUCAAAGACACUUCAGCUCGACCGGCUGGAAAAGGAGCCAUUAUUGGCUUCCUCAAAGUUGGAUAUAAGAAACUCUUUGUAUUGGAUGAUCGUGAGGCUCACAAUGAAGUAGAACCACUUUGCAUCCUGGACUUUUACAUCCAUGAGUCCGUUCAACGCCAUGGCCAUGGGCGAGAACUCUUCCAGUAUAUGUUGCAGAAGGAGCGAGUUGAACCACACCAACUGGCCAUUGACCGACCCUCACAGAAGCUGCUGAAGUUCCUGAAUAAACACUACAACUUGGAGACCACAGUCCCACAGGUGAACAACUUUGUGAUCUUCGAAGGCUUCUUUGCCCAUCAGCAUCGGCCCCCUGCUCCCUCUCUGAGGGCAACUCGACACUCUCGUGCUGCUGCAGUCGAUCCUACGCCCGCUGCUCCAGCAAGGAAGCUGCCACCCAAGAGAGCAGAGGGAGACAUUAAGCCAUACUCCUCUAGUGACCGAGAAUUUCUCAAGGUAGCUGUGGAGCCUCCUUGGCCCCUAAACAGGGCUCCUCGCCGUGCUACACCUCCAGCCCACCCACCCCCCCGCUCCAGCAGCCUGGGAAACUCGCCAGAACGGGGUCCCCUCCGUCCCUUUGUACCAGAGCAGGAGCUGCUGCGUUCCCUGCGCCUCUGCCCCCCACACCCUACCGCCCGCCUUCUGCUGGCUACCGACCCUGGGGGCAGCCCAGCCCAACGUCGCCGCACCAGGGGGACUCCCCCAGGGCUGGUAGCCCAAAGCUGCUGCUACAGCCGCCAUGGGGGGUUGAAUUCCUCAUCCCCCAACACAGGUACGUAUUCAUCCCUCCUUACCCACUCAAAUCAAGUAGGCCAUAUUCACUACCUGCUCCGGCUUUCCUAUCACAUGCCUGGUGUUUCCACAGGCAACCAAGAAUCGAAGCAGGGGGAACAGGAAACAGAGACUAGGUCUGCCAAUGAAGAGCAGGUUUUCUCACAGGAUGGGUCUGGGGAGGAACCCAUGCACACAGUUCCGCCACAGGCCCAGGCCCCACCAGCCCAGUCCUGGACAAUGGGUGGGGACGUGUUCAACGCCAGGUUCAUUCGAAACUUGCAGGAACGUCGCAGCACUAGGCCUUGGUGACCGCAGCCCCCUCUCACACCUUCAAAGUCAGUAUUAUUUCUAUCGCUACAGGAGACAGCCAAAGCCCCCUCUCAUAAUGGAUGUAUUCAUUCAUUCAUUCAACAGGCUUUCUUAUCAGCGCCAAAUCAUUUGUAUCUUAUUUUUAACCAGAA